This is a messenger RNA of Medicago truncatula (barrel medic), 2978 nucleotides long. RefSeq names its product DEAD-box ATP-dependent RNA helicase 7. Bases 704 to 2629 code for a protein of 641 amino acids. The record is from RefSeq and is a predicted model, not a curated record. The transcript is spliced from 14 exons. Lineage: Eukaryota; Viridiplantae; Streptophyta; Magnoliopsida; Fabales; Fabaceae. Gene Ontology annotation, molecular function: RNA helicase activity; RNA binding; ATP binding.
CAUUGUGAGCAAAGAACGCUUACAUGGGAUAUGACACAUGUCUCUUUUAGAUUAACUACGAUUUUGGGUUCGAAUCCAGCAUUAAAUAUGCAGCAGAGUAAAACUAUUACGCUCCACAAAGUUUGAAGGAUUUCUCCCUAUAGUUACCUGUAGAGGAUAUCCUGUUUACAAAAAAAAAUUGAACCAUUGUGAACGGUCAAAUUUAAUCGUACUCUUAAUUCUCAUACUUGUAGAAAAAGACACGAUAAUGUAACAAUGAGUGGGCCUAAAUAAUCUCUAAACACCUCAAAUUUUAUCAAUAGAGAUUUUUUUUAAGGAUUAAUGAGUAUAUAUAUAUUGAGGAAAAUAAUUAAAUAUUUUGAAAAUGAAAUAAAGAAUAAAAAAUAAAGCGACAAUUAUUUAGUUAACGGAUUUGAGUACCCGACAAAAAAGAUUGUUAUAAGAAGAAAACAAGUAUAUAUAUUUGGAUUUGAAGAAUGUUUCCAACGCAAGGCAAGGAUCAUCACUCCUCUUUCUUCUCCACAUUUUACACCUCACUAAGCCGCCAUGUCUGCUGAAUCUAAACGUAACAAGAAAAAAACCCAAUCUCAAACCGAACCAGAAGGUUCAAUCUCAGAAAAGAACAACAAGAAAACAUCCAGAUGUGGUUUCGAAGAAGACGAAGAACAAGAAGAAGAAGCGUAAGGCUUCCAUGUUAUAGACAAUGACGACGACCAAUGGAGACGAUAAUGAGAAUAGUUUAGAGUUGGAUAAAGAAAAGAAGAAUAAGAAGAAAAAAGCAAAGUCUGAAGAAGAAUUUGUAGUAAUGGAAAACAAGGUGGAGGAUCCCAAUGGGAUUUCUAAAUUUAAGAUAUCGGAGCCGUUGAGAGAAAAGUUGAAGGAAAAGGGAAUUGAGUCAUUGUUUCCUAUUCAGGCUAUGACUUUUGAUAUCAUUCUUCAAGGUUGUGAUUUGGUUGGUAGAGCUCGCACUGGUCAGGGUAAAACUCUUGCCUUUGUAUUGCCCAUAUUAGAAUCUGUAACAAAUGGCAAAGCAAAAGAAACAAACGCCAAAACAAAAGAAACGAAUGGCAAUGCAAGAGAAUCAAGGAAGGGGGGCUAUGGAGGGCCUCCGAAACCAAGUGUUCUUGUGCUUUUACCUACGAGGGAGUUGGCCUGUCAGGUGAAUGCUGAUUUUGAAGUUUAUGGUGGGGCAAUGGGAUUGACUUCUUGUUGUUUAUAUGGAGGAGCUCCAUAUAAAGCUCAAGAAAUCAAGCUUGAGAGAGGUGUCGAUAUUGUCAUUGGCACACCGGGCCGCAUAAAGGAUCAUAUAGUGCGGGGAAGUAUUGACCUGAGCCAACUAAAGUUUCGUGUUCUCGAUGAAGCAGAUGAGAUGCUGAGGAUGGGUUUUGUUGAAGAUGUUGAAUUGAUUCUAGGUAAGGUAAAAAAUGUUGAUCAAGUUCAGACACUUCUAUUCAGUGCUACUUUGCCAGAAUGGGUUAAGAAUAUCGCUAAAAGAUUUCUUAAAGAAGAUAAGCAAACUGCUGACCUUGUUGGAAAUACAAAAAUGAAGGCUAGUACCAGUGUUAGGCAUUAUAUUCUUCCUUGUACUGGUGCUGCUAGGUCCCAGCUUAUCCCAGACAUUAUUCGAUGUUACAGCAGUGAAGGUCGAACAAUUAUAUUCACUGAGACAAAGGAAUCAGCAUCUCAGCUUGCAGAGUUGUUGCCUGGAGCAAGAGCUCUCCAUGGUGACAUACAACAAGCACAACGCGAGGUUACUUUGUCUGGCUUCAGGUAUGGGAAAUUCAUGACAUUAGUUGCCACAAAUGUGGCAGCACGGGGUCUGGAUAUUAACGACGUUCAGUUAAUUAUUCAGUGUGAACCUCCAAGGGAUGUAGAAGCCUAUAUCCAUCGUUCUGGGCGCACAGGAAGAGCAGGUAACACUGGAGUUGCUGUUAUGCUUUAUGAUCCAAGGAGGUCAAAUAUACCUAAAAUAGAGAGAGAGUCAGGUGUUAAAUUUGAACAUAUAUCUGCCCCUCAGGCCAAUGAUAUUGCCAAAGCUGUUGGCCGAGAAGCUGCAGAAAUGAUCAUGCAGGUGUCUGAUAGUGUGAUUCCUGCAUUCAAGUCUGCUGCUGAGGAGCUUUUGAAUAACUCCGGUUUAUCAGUUGUUGAUUUAUUUGCAAAGGCUCUUGCCAAGGCUGUUGGUUAUACUGAGAUCAAGAAAAGAUCUCUUCUCUCUUCAAUGGAGAACUAUGUUACAUUACUUCUCGAGAACGAGAAACCUAUCUUUACCCCAACUUUUGCAUAUAAAAUCUUGAGGAGGUUUUUGCCUGAAGAGAAGGUUGAGGCUGUGAAAGGUCUUACUAUCACUGCAGAUGGAAAUGGUGUUGUUUUUGAUGUAGCAGCUGAAGAUUUAGAUACAUAUCUUGCUGGUAAGGAAAAUGUCUCAGAUGUAAGAUUAGAGGUGUUGAAAGAAUUGCCACGUCUGCAACAGAGAGAUCAAUCAAGAGGUGGUAGAUUUGGUGAUGGUGGUGGUCGUGGUGGGGGUAGUAGGUUUUCAGGUGGUGGCAGGAAUGGUAGAUUUUCAAGUGAUAGAUUUUCCAACGGUGGUGGUAGAGGUCGUGGCGGCAACUGGGGUGGGAACAAAUGGUGAAGCCUACGUUUUGUUCAAUAUGGGAACAUAACUGCAUGAUGCUUCAAUGGAGAUGACUAGUUCAGUAUGAUGAAGCUGACAGGAAUGUUCACUUUGUUCAAUGUGAGAGCUUUAACUACACAAGGCUUGGUCAUGGCUGAACUUCAUUGACUUUGGAGGAUUCAAGUUGAGAUGAGCUGAAUGUGUCCUCAAUUCAUUAACGUAAUUUGUUUUAGGUGUAGCAUUUUUUUAUUUAUUAACACAAGUUUCACAAGUGUCUUUGGCAUUUGUUUGGAAACUCCAACAGCAAAGACAGAGAUACUAUAUGUUUGGUAAGUCUGUUAAAAAUCAAUUUUCGUAUUUUGUCAAA